AUGGCUAGUGCGCGGUUCCGGAUCAGGAAGCGACUGGACGAGCUUUUGCGCGAAGCGGUGCCAUACGGCGAUCUCAAGCAGCUGUUGCUUAGCAGUGUUGUCUCAGAUAAACCCUACACUCUUGAACGAGCGACAGAUCGAUAUUUGACCCAGUUUGAGAGACCAACUGAUCGUACAGAGGUGCCCGGUACAGAGUCUUCAAUCGUGAGCCACGAAUAUUACAAUGCGCGCAAACAGAGAUACGAGGCAAAGCUGAAUAAUUCUCGGGUCAUCGACCCGCUCUCAUCACCGCAAUACCUGAAGUUCUUCAAAGAGCUGCGAAGAGACCACCUUGGAAUAUCGCGGCUGCAAAAGGCAUACUUCGCACUGCCCCGGCCGGCACCGUUGUACAUGCAAGCACAGGAUCUGGAGUUCUUCAUACGGUAUCUGUGCAACUGUCCGCAUGCUUUACGCAAAGACACCUUUGGAGUGCACUUUUUGCACGACAUGCACCAAUCGGGACUGAAGCUCGGUCUCGGCGAGUUUUUCAAGCUGCUGGACUCCUUGAAAGGCAUAGUCACGCUCGAAUCGGUGUAUGGGAUGUACAAGCAGCAAUGCGGCGUGUCUCCCACGUUCAUGGGACGCAUGCUGAACUACUCGCUGUCUGCGCGAAAUAUGGCCGGCUGGGACAUGGACAUAAAAAGUGCGACCACCAGGUUGCAGCAUCAGAUACUGAGGGACCUUGUGGAUCACAAUGUUGUGCCGAACAUGUAUCUGAUGCAGCAGCUACUAAAAAUCGGUCGACGAGCGCCGGACGCGUUGUUCCUGUUGGAGAUCACGGAGCUGGCUCUGCACUGCCGCGUCGUACACAGACAGACGGUGCGCACUAUAGCGAGCUGCAUGGUGCAACAGCAGGAGGAGGAUCUGGCUGCCGAGUUUCUGCAAGCGUAUCGACUGCUGAACGAUCGAUUCGACACAGAUCUAAACCCGAGUGUACAGUUCCAGCGGGGCCGGUUGCUCGAACAUCAUUUGGAGCAGACGGCAGGGAGCUGGUGCGAGGUGGUGUACUAG
Molecule: messenger RNA, 1050 nt
Organism: Ogataea parapolymorpha DL-1
Lineage: Eukaryota; Fungi; Ascomycota; Pichiomycetes; Pichiales; Pichiaceae
Exons: 1
Coding region: 1-1050 (349 amino acids)
Source: RefSeq, a predicted model, not a curated record